Molecule: messenger RNA, 902 nt
Organism: Pyrenophora tritici-repentis Pt-1C-BFP
Lineage: Eukaryota; Fungi; Ascomycota; Dothideomycetes; Pleosporales; Pleosporaceae
Product: 60S ribosomal protein eL24
Biological process (GO): cytoplasmic translation
Cellular component (GO): cytosolic large ribosomal subunit
Molecular function (GO): structural constituent of ribosome; mRNA binding
Source: RefSeq, a predicted model, not a curated record
AUGCGUACCUACGACGAUUCCUUCAGCGGUCAAAAGAUCUACCCGGGCAAGGGCAAGCUCUACAUCCGCGGUGACAGCAAGAUCUUCCGUUUCCAGAAUGGCAAGACCGAGUCCCUUUUCCUCCAGCGCAAGAACCCUCGCAAGAUUCACUGGACCACUCUCUACCGAAGGGCGCACAAGAAGGGUAUCUCUGAGGAAGUCGCCAAGAAGCGUACCCGCCGCACAGUCAAGCACCAGCGUGCCAUCGUCGGUGCCUCGCUCGAUGUAAUCAAGGAGCGCCGUAGCCAACGCCCUGAGGCCCGUGCCGCUGCCCGCAGCGCCGCCGUCAAGGAGGGCAAGGAGAAGAAGGCCGCCGCCGAGUCGCAGAAGAAGGCUGAGAAGGCCAAGAACGCUGCCGCAUCCGCACGAGGCAACGCCGCCAAGGUCAGCAAGCAGGGUGCCAAGGGUGCCGCACCAAAGGUGCAGGCAAGGACUCGUUAAGCGGAAUCGGUCUGGCGUGCAUAGUCUGGGUUAUGGCUGGUUUUUCGGGAUGACUCGGUGUUCCUUUACUCUCUGAAUCUCUCUUCCGAUAAACUACGGAAAAUGGAAUGAAAUGGAAUGGCAUCAUGGCUCACAUCUUUCUGCUGACCGGUGUAACGGACACUGUUCAUCUUAGCGUCUGGCGCCAUAGGGCGAAUGCAAUACCAUGUCCUCGCGAAUUUGGGCUUCCAUAUCGGGUGCAUGUCUGUCUCGGACCAGGUCGAUAACUGCGCUCGACAAUAUACAAAUCGGCAUAGCCAGGUCAAUCCCAGCAACUCGGUCAAGACCUACCUCUAAACGUAGGGUAGCUACGAUAGUUUCCAGUACCCAGAUCGUACGGCUUGAUGCUCAGUAUCAUAUAUUGUGUACACUUGUAACCUCUG